Molecule: messenger RNA, 1488 nt
Organism: Dufourea novaeangliae
Lineage: Eukaryota; Metazoa; Arthropoda; Insecta; Hymenoptera; Halictidae
Product: Williams-Beuren syndrome chromosomal region 16 protein homolog
Exons: 8
Coding region: 154-1488 (444 amino acids)
Source: RefSeq, a predicted model, not a curated record
UAGUUCAGCAUAGUUGCUGGAAAUUAUGAACUGUUAUGAACUCAUGUUAUGGAGCUACUGAUUACGAAACGAUAAUUCAUCAGUAUAAAUAAUCUACCCUGAAAACGUAAAUUCUUUUGUACAUGACAGAUUCGCUCCGAAGUAACGUUAAUCAUGUUAAAUGCGGUAAGAACGUGUUUAAGAACAGACGCACGGAAACGAAGUAAAAACGUUCGAUUGAACAAGUCAACAGAAAAGAAAAAGCCUGAACUGAAAACCCUGCCAGUUUUUCAGUAUCCAGUAAGUGAUGCAAAAGACCAUAGGAUAUAUGUUUGGGGUAUGGCAGAGCAUGGUGCGCUUGGAACAUUGAAACAAACCUUUCAUAUGGAAGGAGUUGCUUAUAUGCCAAGACCAAAACGAUUGUCUUUUGGGGAAAGGCAUCGUAUCACAGAUAUAACGUGUGGCUAUGGUUUCACUGCCUUUGCUGUACAUUCUAAAGAUAAAAAUAUUCUCUAUGGAAGUGGAAUAAAUACAGACUCCCAGCUAGGUUUUAAUGAAAUGGACAAAAAAUUUCCUAGUGACUUAAUAAUCGAGCCAAGGCCUAUUACUUUGCCAACUAAGGAGUCUUCAACCAAAGUCAUAGAUAUUGCUGCUGGUAGAGCACACUUGUUGGUUUUAACCAAUGAAGGCUUAUUUACAUUAGGGAACAAUGCAUAUGGACAGUGUGGUCGACCUGUAAUAGAGAAUGAGAAUUAUAGCAAAAGUGAAGUGGUUCAUCAUAUAGCGGAUAUCAAGGGUAAAAAGAUAAAAGCCGUUACAGCUGGUCAGGACCACAGCAUACUCUUGACAGAAUCCGGUGAAGUCUACACUUUUGGUUGGGGAGCAGAUGGACAGACCGGCUUAGCACACUAUCACAAUGAACACAGGCCAAGCUUAGUGAAAGGAGAUCUGGCUGGACAACAUAUUAUAAAAGUUGCCUGCGUAGCAGACUGUGUAUUAGCACUCAGCGAUAAAGGAAAAGUAUUUGGUUGGGGUAACUCAGAGUAUGGACAGUUACUCACAGCCAAGGAGAAUCAUCAAGUAAAUAUUGCGACGGAAUUAAAUCAAUUGAAAGAAUUGGGUCACAUCAGUGAUAUCGCAAGCGGUGGUUGUUUUUGUAUGAUUUUGAAUAAUGAGGGAGAUGUUUACAUUUGGGGGUAUGGUAUUCUUGGUUUUGGUCCAGAAGUUAAAAGUGUUCUACAGCCAACACAAAUCCCAUCCAUUCUAUUUGGUAAAAAUGCAUAUGAAAAAAAUUCGAAAGUAAUUAAAAUAUUUUGUGGCUUGAGUCACCUUGCAGCUUUAACUAAUACAGGCGAUUUGUACAUGUGGGGUUGUAACAAGUUCGGAUCUCUAGGACUAGGACACUUGAACCAUCAGUAUUUUCCAUUAAAGGUAACUGUUGGGGCUCAAGUAAAAAAAGUUGCUUGUGGAGUAGAUCAUACAGUUAGUCUCUGUAAACCCUUUAUUUAA